UGGGUCACUUGAUACAAAUUUUGAACCAAUGAGGGUGAAAAGCAUUUUGAUAAAACUGGGAAAGUUUAUCAUGUUAUUUUGAUAAUUGUUUAUCAAAUUAUUUGUUUAACUUUUUUUAUUAUGGAUACCUCAAGCUUCUAAAACAGUUUGAAACCCCAUCCAUCCCUCCAAUUUCUUUUGUAGUAACAGAAAAACCCCAUUCCAUUCUGAUGGCCACUUUGGUCGUCGAUCCAAACAGCGGCUUUUGCUCCAAAACCAUGACGUUCCACAGCCUCCGAUCUCCCGUUUCACUCCCACCCGAAUCCGCACCCAUUUCAUUUACCGACUUCUUCUUCUUUAUGCUCCAGUCCUCCCCACCCUCCCCCACCGCCGUCGUUCUCAUCGACGCCACCACGCGCCGCCGUAUUCUCCACACCGAACUUAUCUUCCGAUUCGAAAACCUAGUCACCUCCCUCCGCACCCACUUUGGCCUCUCUAAAGGCGAUUGUGCUGUCGUUUUCACCCCUAACAAUAUCUUCACUCCCAUUCUUUACUUGUCUCUCUUAUCUAUCGGCGUUGUUAUCUCUCCCGUCAAUCCCGCCGCCACUGCCCCCGAGAUUCAUGACCUAAUCCGACAUUCCAAACCUGUCAUAGCUUUCGCCUCGUCGGAUUCAGCUCACAAAAUCCCUUUGCUCAAACACGGAGUCGUUGCUAUUGACUCUGUUGAAUUCGAGUCGUUAAUGGAAAGCCCAAGUGAAAAAACUGAAAACAGAGGAAUCAAAGUGAACCAGUCCGAUGUAGCCACGAUUCUCUAUUCGUCCGGCACAACCGGUGGGAUCAAAGGAGUUGCAUUGACUCACCGUAACUUGACAGCGACGAUUGCCGGAGGAAUGCGUCCGGUGAGGAGUUCCCCGACGGUUGUCCUUUGUACGGUUCCAUUUUUUCAUGUGUAUGGACUAGUAUUCAGUUUGAGGUCCAUGGUUUCGGGCGACUGCAUGGUGAUAACGGGAGGAAGUCGCUCAUUUGGUCUGAGAAAAAUGUAUGGAGUUAUCUAUGAGUAUAGGGUUAGCCUCUUGGCUUUGGCUCCAUCGUUGAUUGUAAAGAUGGUGAACGAUACUGCGAUAAUGGAUGGCUAUGAUUUGAGCUCGCUUGAAGCUGUCCUCUGCGGCGGCGCUCAUUUGAGUAAGAGCAUGAUCCAAAGGCUGAGAAAACGGUUGCCCAAAGUUAGGCUGGCGCAGGCAUAUGGGCUAACUGAAACAACGGGGCGAGUGUUUAGCACAAUGGUUCCCGAUGAAACCCAAGCAGAAGGUGCGACAGGGAAGCUUAUGCCAAAUUGUGAAGCCAAAAUCGUGGAUCCUGAAACUGGUGCUGCUUUGCCACCUGCAAAGUCUGGAGAGCUUUGGGUUAGGGGACCUGUCAUAAUGAGGGGAUACGUUGAUAAUGAGGAGGCAACUGUUGGGACUUUGGAUUCAGAUGGAUGGUUAAGAACUGGCGAUCUUUGCUACAUUAAUAAUGAAGGUUUCCUGUUUUUCGUAGAUAGGAUAAAAGAGUUGAUCAAAUGCAAAGGCUACCAGGUUGCCCCAGCUGAAUUAGAACAUCUGCUUAAUUCCCAUCCAGAUGUCGUCGAGUCUGCAGUUGUUCCGCUUUCAGAUGAGGAAGCAGGCCAGGUACCAGUGGCCUUUGUGGUUAGACAAUCAGGGAGCAACAUUGAUGAAUCAAAACUCAAGCAUUUUGUUGCCCAACAGGUUUCCCCGUAUAAGAGAAUACGUAGAAUAAUGUUUAUUGAUUCAUUGCCAAGGAAUGCAUCUGGUAAGGUGAUGAGGAAGGAAUUGGUGAUCAAGUUGUCAAGUGCUACCUCCAAGUUGUAAAUUUCUUCCACCUUUCCACGUUUUUAUGAUUCCAAAAUUGCUAAAUCUUGUCGUUUAUCUAUUUUAUAUAAUUGAAGAACUGUUUCAUAUCAUUACAAAUAAUCAAAAAAUAAAUUUAGAACA
Molecule: messenger RNA, 1970 nt
Organism: Gossypium raimondii (Peruvian cotton)
Lineage: Eukaryota; Viridiplantae; Streptophyta; Magnoliopsida; Malvales; Malvaceae
Product: 4-coumarate--CoA ligase-like 9
Exons: 6
Coding region: 210-1847 (545 amino acids)
Molecular function (GO): CoA-ligase activity
Source: RefSeq, a predicted model, not a curated record